AGGUUACUACAGAAACGUUUGCUCGUCUCUGCCAUGCGCAGUUCAGGCUGGUCGCAAAUGGUACUGUACAAACGAAUAUGGCAGUGAUUCGGUUGUUAGAUGAAGGAAGGAUUGGGCGUAGUAGUGAUUCAUCGUAAUCAUCUGUGACGACAAAAGACAACAGCAGCCAUUGGUUCUCAUCUGUUCGUGUGGCAGAUCGAACUGUGGAAGCCAUGCUUCUGCGGGUCUAUUCACUCCUGGUGCUGAUUUACGAUGUACUGUCUCUUAUCUUCCUCAUUAUAAAGGCUUCUUUAGAAGCAUUUUACCAUGUCUUCUUUCCACCUCAUCAGAAGUCCGUAGGAGGAGAGAUUGUCCUGGUUGCAGGGGCAGGUUGUGGUAUUGGACGAGAAUUGGCCAUACAGUUCUCAAUUCUAGGAGCGACUGUCAUAUGUUGGGACAUACAGGCUGGUAGUAACGAAGAAACUGCGAUAAAAGCAGAGUCAUUGGGAUAUGGCGCUGUCAAAGCAUAUGCAUACACAUGUGACAUAACCAAAAGGGACCAGGUGCAUAAAACAGCACAGAGAGUAAAGAAAGAUGUAGGAAAUGUGACUGUGAUCAUAAACUGCUGUAACCUGCCCAGUCCACGUGUUCGUACUCGGCAUCCUGCCCCUGACGUCUGCAAGACUUUGGAUGUUGGCGUCAUGUCACAUUUUUGGAUACUGCAAGCCUUCUUGCCCAGUAUGCAACAGAAGAAACAUGGACACAUAGUGAUGCUUACUUCUGUCGCAGGUCUCGCUGGGAUCAGCAAUCUGGUGCCUCUCUCAGCAACUCAGUUUGCAGUCCAAGGUCUGGCUGAGUCCCUGAAUGAGGAACUGAGGAAUUACAGGUCCAGUGGAGACGUGAAACUCACACUGGUUCAUAUUUACCCAUUCAUCGUGGACAAUGAAAUGUCUACGAAUGUGCAACUAAGGAUUCCCAGUUACUUUGGGACAAUUGAGCCAGUAGCAGCAGCCAGGAAGAUAAUUGAUGCAAUGAGAAGAGACUACGUCGAGGUUAGCAUUCCCGGCUAUCUGCUAUAUGUUGGCAAAGUAGUAAGCCUCCUGCCUCGAAAAGCAAUUAUCGCUAUGCGUGAACUUCUAGAUACUGGUGUAGACUUUGGCUGAUGGGUGUUUGUUAUGAACUGUGAUUGGAAAGAAGCUGAAAUGUCUUGGAAUUGAAAAUAAAACUUCAUUUAUCUCAGAUUGAUGUACUUUGAGGAGCAAUUAUAUGUUAAUGUGUGGUAUGUGAUAUAAGUUGUUGAAUUCAGUCCUAACAUAUUCAUGUGUUUUGAAGUACUAUAAUUUUUUAAGCCAUUUAAUUAUUUCAUGUAAAAUGCUGUAAAAUAAAUUGUAUUUGUGCAUUAUAUGAAAAGA
Zootermopsis nevadensis is the source of this 1391-nucleotide messenger RNA. Its product is annotated as epidermal retinol dehydrogenase 2. Lineage: Eukaryota; Metazoa; Arthropoda; Insecta; Blattodea; Termopsidae. Gene Ontology annotation, cellular component: lipid droplet. Gene Ontology annotation, molecular function: oxidoreductase activity, acting on the CH-OH group of donors, NAD or NADP as acceptor. The record is from RefSeq and is a predicted model, not a curated record.